This is a messenger RNA of Theobroma cacao (cacao), 537 nucleotides long. NCBI's taxonomy places the organism in Eukaryota, Viridiplantae, Streptophyta, Magnoliopsida, Malvales, Malvaceae. The record is from RefSeq and is a predicted model, not a curated record.
AUGUCAAGGGAUAGGUCCGGCAAGAGGGAAGAAAUAGAUUACUACCGUCCUCCUGCUCCAUUCGCCAAUAAUCCUGCUCCUUUCGCCAAUAACCCUGGUUUGAAUUUGUCACUCUUGCUGAGGUUGUUGCUCUACCCAAAGGGAAAUAAGAAAAGUAAUGGGGGUGACUGCAUCUCCCUUUACUUGCAAAUUGCAGAGACAGAAAAACUUCCUCCAGCUUGGGAAGCAAAUGUCAACUUCAGGUUAUUUGUUUUUGACCAGAUUCGGGACAAGUACUUGACCGUUGAAGAUGCUGGGGCAGUUAAGCGAUUUCAUCAGAUGAAGACAGAAUGGGGCUUUGAUCAAUUAGUCCCCCUUGAGUCUUUCAAUGACCCUUCCAAUGGAUACCUGGUUGAUGAUUCCUGCGUAUUUGGGGCAGAGGUUUUUGUAAUUGAACAGACCCGAAAAUUGGAGUGCGUUUCUAUAAUAAACCAGCCUCAUGGCAAUCCUAUUACUUUCAAGAUUAAAAAUUUUUCAAAAUUAGAUAAAGAAUAUUAG